Messenger RNA from Nothobranchius furzeri (turquoise killifish), 3677 nucleotides. RefSeq names its product arfaptin-2. Gene Ontology annotation, cellular component: trans-Golgi network membrane. Gene Ontology annotation, biological process: intracellular protein transport; regulation of Arp2/3 complex-mediated actin nucleation. NCBI's taxonomy places the organism in Eukaryota, Metazoa, Chordata, Actinopteri, Cyprinodontiformes, Nothobranchiidae. The record is from RefSeq and is a predicted model, not a curated record. Gene Ontology annotation, molecular function: phospholipid binding; protein domain specific binding.
ACCGUUAAACUGCUAGCUAGCUAGAUGCAGGGAUUUUCUGCCUGAAUAAAGAACAGCAGGCAGGUAAUCAUGUAACUAAUGUAGAUAAAUGAUAUAUCCACAUUAAAACAGUUCUGUUUUUCAGCUGAGUGGAUCUAACAUUCAGUCAGCUCACGGAACAUUUGCAGCUUGUUUCUUUUUCGAAAGACUGGAUUUUAUUCCUAGCUUGGUAGCACCAACCAGCCACAUCAGCACCGCAGCUGCUACUCUGCCACGUUAGCUCCGCUUCAAAUAUUCCAUUAUGGCAGACAAUAUCAUGAGCAAGGCUGCUACCAUGGAGAUCCCCAUUAACAGCAAUGGGGAUACUGGGUCUCUUCCAGAGGAUGACAGCCUGGAGCAGGAUCUGCAGCAGGUGAUGGUGUCUGGACCCAACCUGAAUGAAACCAGCAUUGUCUCAGGUGGUUAUGGAGGACCUGCUGGGGGCAUCAUUCCCACAAGCACCAUUAAAGGACCUGCAAUUCACUACAACCCUGAGUAUCUGGACAGAAGGCGAGCCCCUGCACCCGUACAAGACAUUCGCAUGAAAUCCAGGGGAGUUAGCUUGUCUCAGAGUCACUCUUCAGCCAGUCGGCUUGCCCAUCACUCAGUCCAGCAUCAAGGAUCCUUGAAUCAUAACAACGGUUCAACCGAAGAGGUUUCUCGUGGCGUAGCUGUGGAGAAACUGGACAGUGUAAAGAAAUGGGGCAUUAACACAUACAAGUGUACAAAACAGAUGUUCUCUGAGAAGUUUGGCAGAGGUUCCCGAACAGUCGACCUGGAACUGGAAGCUCAGAUCGACGUGUUGAGGGACACCAAGAGCAAGUAUGAAAACAUCCUAAGACUGGCCACCGCACUCAUCACUCAUUUUCAAAACAUGGUGCAGACGCAGCAAGCUCUCGGGGACACGUUCACCGAUCUGAGCCAGAAGUCACCAGAGUUGCAGGAUGAAUUCGGGUACAAUGCAGAAACACAAAAGCUGCUGUGUAAGAAUGGCGAGUCUCUGCUUGGUGCCAUCAACUUUUUUGUGUCCAGUGUGAACACCCUGGUUAAUAAAACAAUGGAGGACACUUUGAUGACCAUUAAGCAGUAUGAAAAUGCAAGACUUGAGUUUGACGCUUAUCGGUCUGAUCUGGAGGAGCUCAGCUUGGGCCCGAGAGACGCAGCUGCCAUGGUUCGCAUCGAGAUGGCCCAGCAUGAGUACCAUCUCCACAGAGAAAAAUAUGAGCGACUCCGUAGUGACGUCUCCAUUAAGAUGAAGUUCCUGGAGGAAAAUAAGGUGAAGGUAAUGCACAAGCAGCUGCUUCUCUUCCAUAAUGCAAUCUCUGCUUACUUUGCUGGCAACCAGCAACAGUUGGAACAAACUUUAAUACAGUUUAAUGUAAAGCUAAAGCCUCCAGGAUCCGACAAACCGUCCUGGUUGGAGGAGCAGUAAUGAGCGGCCAGGGUUCAGCUGUUUGACGUGUGUGGUGAUCAGUUAAAAAAUGAAAAACUAAAGUGGCAUUGUGGUUAGAUGGACAAGAAUACAAAGCUUAAGAGAGGUUUAUUUGCAGGAUCAGUAGAACAGAGAAAUCUUUUUUAAUGUUUUUUUUUUCUGUAUCAUAAAUGAAAUAAUCCACUUUUGUUAUUUUGAUCUUUAUUAGUACAAUCAUCUGUGUAAGUCACAUAUUUAUGUACACCAUUAGGUUUAGAGUGGAAAUCCACUUGGGCUGUUUGCACAUGUCAUUGAAUUUUUUUAUGUUGCCUAAAGAUAAAUAAUCGUUGCAGAAAUUCCACAGAUUGGAUUGCUGGAAUAUUGUAAACAAUGUUAUGAGAUAUUGUCCUGAACUGUAUUUUCUGAACCAUUUUCUUCAUAUUUUUACAGAUCUUAUGUCAGAUCUCAUGAUAUUGCUUUAGUUUUCCAAAUGAACUGGUGUUGUUUUACCAUCACUUUGUGGAAUACCUGCCUGAAUAGUGAUUUUACUGUUGAUGUUUAGGGGGAACCAACGUAUACGGGGAAUAUAGGGAUUUUUCUUUAACAUAAUACACAAUCCUAAAUGAUUUGGUCUUGUAAAUUUAUGGUGACUGCAGAUAAAGUAUAUUCAUAUGAAUCCAGCACUAUUACAGGUAUGUGUUUGUUUUUGUACUUCAGAGUUUAUGCUUCCAAACUGAAACUGGAUGUCACAUUUCCAGUAUUUUUGCAGCAAUCGAUACAUGUCUGAUGCUUUAUAACUGAAUGAUCAGUUAUUGUACAAAAAUUAAAAUGUGGUAAAAAGCUAGUUCAGUUUUGGUACAAUAGAAGGUAUCGGUGUGUGAGGGAAAUAGAAAAAAAAACAAUCACAUUUAUUCUUAAAGGUGUGGAUCACUCGUUUAAUUUAUACAUUUGCAGUGGUCUCUAGUAGGAACAAAUGAAUGCCUUGUAAGUUGUACUCUGGGGAAACAAAGCUUGGGUGCACCAGUUUCAGGAAGUAGAAGUGAGCCACAUCAGAGUUGAGGUUCAGAUGGCAGGAUUUGGAGUCUUUAUUUCCUGAUAUUUAAACAUCUCUCCUCUAAUUGGCUGACUCAGCUUGUUUUACGUUGAUGUUUUAUCUUCACAAAGAACACAAGCCUGGAACAGUUCUGUGUUGUGGAGUUGCUAAUGCUAACAUAUAGCUUCCACUUGUUGUGAUGUUCUCUGUUUCCUGGACGCUAAACCAACAGCCUUCCCCGUCAGGAGUUAAGAUGGAUGGGUCCACAGAGUUCGAAUUAGGGCGAGCUAAGGGGAGCCCAGCUCCCCUGAAAGGAUGACAGGCUCUCCUGGAAGCCCACAGCUUACACACCCAGGAGGAGCCUGGGAAAAAAAAAUAUAAAAACUUUUUUAAUCUAUAUUGCAUUCUUUAUAUGUACUCUCAGUGUACCGACACUUUUUAUGAGCGGAGAAGACAGAAAGUGCUGAUUGUUCAUGCGCUCAGGCAGCUGCAUCCUGCGCAUGGCCACAGCAACAUUCUCAAAGUGGCGCCACCAAAAAAAAAAUAGUUAACACACUAUCGUUCAUGCCUGCUCAUAUGCUCUGGUACUUUCUGUUUUGUAUCUGUGCCUGACGCGCUCCGCUGCUGUGGAGCUCAUCACCCGUGCGCCGGUGCUUAACCUCACUGACGUGGUCACACCCAGGGCCAUGUCAAGGCACUUUGGGGGCCAAGGCAAAAUAUAGGGUUCCCCCAGAUGCCUCUGUGUACUUCCCUGUGAGUCCAUGAAUGUUAAGUGACUGUGUGAUGUGGAUCUAUCAGGAUUUUGAAAUCCUAGAGUUUCACCAUUAUUUUUUAUCAGAAGUGAAUGCAGGAAAUGGGUGUAGGAGAUUAUUUUUAUGUUCAGCCAGCAUGAAAAACUCAGUGAUUCAUUAUAAUCUGACAUAAUUUUGAAAAUAUGGUUUUUCGGUGUUCCACACCUUUAACUUUUACAGUUUGAUGUAUUAAAAUCUUAAACUGCAUAAUUAAUCUCAAAUUACAGCCAGUAAAAUCACAUGCACUUUAGAUUGCUGUACAAAUGUCAGUGUCCCUUUGAAUAAAGAAUGUACAGAGUUAGUUUUAUUUAUUCACUUGUUUGUAACACAAUGUAUGUUAUGGAGGUUUCUUUUAAGGCUGUAGUCAGCUGAUUGUGUUAUUCUUGUUCUGCAUUUCCAAUAAAGUGCUGGUCGUUACAUUUCA